This is a messenger RNA of Zootermopsis nevadensis, 3589 nucleotides long. RefSeq names its product DDB1- and CUL4-associated factor 6. Gene Ontology annotation, molecular function: protein binding. Lineage: Eukaryota; Metazoa; Arthropoda; Insecta; Blattodea; Termopsidae. Gene Ontology annotation, cellular component: Cul4-RING E3 ubiquitin ligase complex; cytoplasm. The record is from RefSeq and is a predicted model, not a curated record. Gene Ontology annotation, biological process: positive regulation of transcription by RNA polymerase II.
UGGCCUUCGAGUGAUUUUUUUAAUAUGUGUUAAUCAUCACAGAUUAUUAAAAACAUAUGUAAUCAUAGGACCAUUUGGUCUCAUCUACGUUUGCAUAGUUCUACCAAAUCUAUUUUUGAUCUCGUCCCUUUUCUGUUGUGCAGAUUUUUCAUGAUGAAGGGAAGAUCGAAACCCAGUUUAUUUAGGGAUGUUUAUGAACAGCCCUAUACAGAAACGACACGUUUGAAGCUGUAUAAAAGUACUAAAGGCAGUUUGGAUAUGAUCCAGCGACUGUGUUUAUUGAAGAAGCUUCCAGUUCACAAUGGUUGUGUCAAUUCUAUUUGCUGGAAUGAAACUGGAGAAUAUAUACUUUCUGGAUCAGAUGAUCAGCAUUUGGUCGUUACACAUGGUUACAACUUUAAGGUGUUAACAAAUUACAAAACAAGUCAUCGUGCCAAUAUCUUCAGUGCCAAAUUUUUGCCUAAUUGUGGUGACAGUAGCAUCAUUUCCUGUUCAGGCGAUGGAAUUAUCUUAUAUACUGAUCUCACAAGGAAAGAAGAAACAUAUUACAACCAAUUUAACUGUCAUUCGGGCACAACAUACGAAGUGAUAACCAUUCCUAAUGAUCCCCACUCAUUUCUAAGCUGCGGUGAGGAUGGGACAGUUCGGUGGUUUGACUUACGCAUGAAAGAAAAAUGCAACAAAGCCCAGUGUAAAGAGGAUGUCAUGAUUACAUGUCAGCGUGCUGUAACAGCUUUGUCUGUAAAUCCUGUAGCACCAUAUCAACUUGCGAUUGGGUGUUCAGACAGUACAGUUCGAAUGUUUGACAGACGCAUGCUAGGAACAAGGGCCUCAGGGGGAGCAGAGGCCGGAGGAACACUGCGACCAUUGUGCUCAUUCACUGUGCCCAGCUUUGAAGAUAGGUCAUAUCGAAUAACCUCGCUCACUUUCAGUCCUGAAGGGGAGGAUAUUCUUGUCAGCUAUUCAUCAGACCACCUUUACCUGUUUAGUGUCAAGGAUCAUGAUGGCAUUCAGCUCAAGUCUGGAUCUAAUGGUGCUGCUGCAAUGCAACAGGAGCCUGACAGGAAAGGAACUCAAGGUACCCCGGCCCCUGUUCGGAGACUGCGACUUAGAGGGGACUGGUCAGACACUGGCCCUGAUGCUCGCCCUGAGAGAGAAGGUGGCCGUCGAGGAGAAAUUGCCCAAGCACGACCUACUCUGCAUGCUACUUUAAUGCAGCGCAUGACUGACGUUCUGUCACGGAUGUUGAAUGACCCUGCAACCCGGGCAGCUCUCAGUGGAGGUGGCGAAGACUCAUUAGAAGGGGAAGAGAAUCAAGGAACUGAAGCUCAAAUAACCACACCACAGUCCAUUGAGUCCCCACCUGACACAGUCCCACAUAACCUUAUGUCAGCUGAGACUGCUUCCACAUCUCAACCUCACUCAUCCAGCUCUGUUUCUGUGCCACAACUUUCUUUGUUAUCUAUCCAUUCUUCAAUGCCUGAAGCAGUAGACUCUAGUAAUGAAUCUAUUCCUUCCAGUAAUAAUAUGCCAGCUGGUUCAGAUUCAAAUAAUAAUUCAGGUAAACGAGAAGUAACUGACACUGUAGCUGAAAAUAAUAGUGUCCUUGAUCUUUCCCAAGUUCCACCACAGUUAAAUGUGUGUUCAGCUGAACAGCCUAUAUUUAGCGGCACAUUAGGUACAAAUGAGAGAAACGGGACUGAUAGUGAAACUGUGUUACCUGAACAAGGUGUUCAUAGUCGCCAAGACUCCGAUGAUAGCUCCGCUGCUACCAGAGCUUCGUUGUUGAUGCCAGACUCUGAACUUGUUGAUCAUAAUAUCAGCAACUUACAGGAUCAGUUGUCCACCAUGAGAGAAGGGUUUAUCGAAAGGCAUAGGAGCGAGCCAGCUGUAAGCCUAGUAUAUUCUGACAAGAGUUCAACCGGUGCCAAAAUAUCUCUCGGACUUGGUGACGAGGUGAGCCGUGAAUUGCAUGAGAACAGUAGCAGGAACUCAUUGCCAGAAAUAAAUGCAGGAGAGACAGUGUCCCAUGCACCAUCAAAUCCAGAUUGUGAAAUGGAGAUUGGUGAUGCAGUGCCAGGACCUAGUCAAGACAUGUCUCCAAGAGCACAGGAUGCAGCCAACAGGUCGAGUGGUACUGGAUGUGGAGGAGAAGAUGAUUAUAAUGACAGUGAUGAUGAAACUAUGCUGAUAACAAGUGGAAGCAGAAGGUUUGUUCAUCCAAUAGAAGAGCACAUGGAUGAGGCAAUAGCAGCCGUAAGACAUGACAAAGAGAUUAUGUUCGAUGAACAGAGCAUCUUGCAACCAGCUGUGAAGCAGAAAUACAUUGGUCACAGGAAUGCUAGGACAAUGAUUAAGGAAGCCACAUUCUGGGGUAGCGACUAUGUUCUGUCAGGAUCGGAUUGUGGCCACGUGUUUAUGUGGAAUCGCUACUCUGGACAACUGAUAAUGCUGCUGGAAGCAGAUCAUCAUGUUGUUAACUGCCUGCAGCCCCAUCCUGUGCUGCCUCUGUUGGCUACUUCAGGCAUUGACUAUGAUGUCAAGUUAUGGGCACCACUACAUGACGAACCCAGCUUCGACAGGGAUCUAGCUGAUAUUUUAACCGAGAGGAACGAAGUGAUGCUAGAGGAGACAAAAGAUACGAUUACUGUUCCAGCUUCCUUCAUGAUUCGCAUGCUGGCAUGUCUCAAUCAAAUUAGACGAGGGGCACGAAAUCGAGCCAGAAACGGAAGGAGACAAAAUUCAGGCGAAGAUUCUGGUGCUCAUAAUUAACAGUUGAGGAGACAGAAUUUAAUGAAGGAAGAAUUAAGAUGGAAGCAAAUAACAAUAAAUUAUAAGCCUAUUGCAUAUUAAAGUGUUUAUCAUUGUGAAUAAAAUUGCAAAAAAGGAAAAUUUUAAUUGAUCACAUUCUAAUAUUAAAAAGAACUACAUGAAGUAAUGCACCUUGUUGUUUCUUCUGUACAUUAUCAUGCUGAAAGCUGAUUUCGUUCAUGUUUUGUAUCACUUAUUAGUGUCGCAUCGGCAAUAUAACAUUUAUUCAUUAAAUGUACAAGAAUCAUGUGCUGAGGUUUGUUUGUGAGAUCACAAAUGCUGUCUUAGUGCGCGUGCCCCUCCGCAAUCCCUUUCUGCCUCUCGAAUCAGUUGACAUAAAGUUUGGAGGCCGCUCGAAGCUGGAGUUUCUAAUUUCAUAAAGUCAAUAAUAAGAGCAUGGAGAAUGUGGGGCUGGGAGCAACAAUCGUGCUACUUAGUGUAGUAUCAUAAAAUGUUGUAUGGUAAUAGAUUUCUGAGAAAUGUGCAGAGUUUUGUAAUUUUUUGAAGGAAUAUAUAUCGACAUCACGGUGGCUGUGAACAUUUUCAUCUGCCUUUUUGAGCGAAAGCAAUAACCAACGAACCAACGAAGCCCGGCGUGUGAGAUGUUAUACGAGACAGACUAAAUAUCCUACAAAUUUAGUAUGAAAUGUGUGUAAGUCAACAAUUGCAAACAUUGCGCUGGUGUGAAGCUUUGAGGUUAUGUCUAACAACACUCUGUUAACAUAUGUAUAAAUUAAGGUAAUAUAAAUAUGAUAUUUGAAGUUCACGUGGCAGUGAA